This is a messenger RNA of Pangasianodon hypophthalmus (striped catfish), 3029 nucleotides long. RefSeq names its product minichromosome maintenance complex component 6 (gene mcm6). Gene Ontology annotation, cellular component: MCM complex; nucleus. NCBI's taxonomy places the organism in Eukaryota, Metazoa, Chordata, Actinopteri, Siluriformes, Pangasiidae. The transcript has 17 exons. Gene Ontology annotation, biological process: mitotic DNA replication; double-strand break repair via break-induced replication; DNA replication initiation. The coding region runs from base 126 to 2612 and encodes 828 amino acids. The record is from RefSeq and is a predicted model, not a curated record. Gene Ontology annotation, molecular function: single-stranded DNA binding; ATP binding; single-stranded 3'-5' DNA helicase activity.
AAAUCUCUCACUUUCUUUCUGAGUGUGAGCUCGUGCAGCUUUGUGUUCGGCGCUGAGGGGAAAAGAAAAAGGAGGAAAGUUUUUUAAUUUGGUUAUUACUUUGUAAUAAACAACCUGCUGUAAAAAUGGACAUUGCAGAGCCUGCGGUGGAAAACCCUGGACAAAUGGUGAAGGAUGAAUUAGCUGAGAAGUGUCAGAAGUUAUUCCAGGCGUUUUUGGAAGAGUUUCAGAACAGCGAUGGCGAGUUGAAGUAUUUGCGUGACGCAGAGGAGCUGAUCCGUCCGGAGCGAAACACGCUCCUGGUGAGCUUCACUGACCUGGAGGGAUUUAACCAAGAACUGGCGACCAUCAUCCAGGAGGAGUUCUACAGAAUCUACCCCUACCUGUGCCGUGCCGUGCGCAACUUUGCCCGGGAUCAUGGCAACGUUCCUGUUACUAAGGAAUUCUACGUGGCGAUUCAGGAUCUGCCGACCAGGCACAAGAUCCGUGAGCUGACCACGCUGCGCAUCGGCUCUCUGGUGCGCAUCAGCGGGCAGGUGGUACGGACGCACCCGGUGCACCCCGAGCUGGUGAGCGGCACCUUCCUGUGCCUGGACUGCCAGAGCGUCAUCAAGGACGUGGAGCAGCAGUUUAAAUACACGCAGCCCAGCAUCUGCCGCAACCCGGUGUGCAACAACCGCCGCCGCUUCCUCCUCGACACCAACAAGUCCAAGUUCAUCGACUUCCAAAAGGUGCGCAUCCAGGAGACGCAGGCGGAGCUGCCGCGAGGAUCCAUCCCGAGGAGCAUGGAGGUGAUCCUGAGAGCCGAAGCGGUGGAGUCAGCGCAGGCUGGAGAUAAGUGCGACUUCAUCGGCUGCCUCAUCGUCGUGCCUGACGUGUCCCAGCUCGCAACACCAGGUGUGCGAGCAGAGACUGGUUCUCGCACGGCCGGAUCUCAGGGUUACGAAAACGAGGGCGUGCGUGGUCUAAAAGCUCUCGGAGUCCGAGAGCUCUCAUACAGACUGGCUUUCCUGGCUUGCCACGUGGCACCGACCAAUCCCAGGUUUGGCGGGAAGGAGAUCCGUGAUGAGGAGCAGACGGCCGAGAGCAUUAAGAACCAGAUGUCGGUGAAGGAGUGGGAUAAAGUGUUCGAGAUGAGCCAGGACAAGAACCUGUACCAUAACCUGUGCACCAGCCUUUUUCCCACCAUCCACGGCAACGACGAGGUGAAGCGCGGCAUCCUGCUCAUGCUCUUUGGCGGCGUCCCAAAGACCACCAUGGAGGGCACGUCUCUGAGAGGAGACAUCAACGUGUGCAUUGUGGGAGAUCCCAGCACAGCCAAGAGCCAGUUUCUCAAGCAUGUGGAGGAGUUCAGCCCGCGUGCCGUGUACACCAGCGGGAAAGCGUCCAGCGCUGCGGGUCUCACCGCCGCUGUGGUCAGAGAUGAAGAGUCGCAUGAGUUUGUCAUCGAAGCUGGAGCUCUCAUGCUGGCUGACAACGGCGUGUGCUGCAUUGAUGAGUUUGACAAAAUGGAGACGAGAGAUCAGGUGGCCAUCCAUGAAGCCAUGGAGCAGCAGACCAUCUCCAUCACCAAAGCCGGGGUCAAGGCCACACUGAACGCCCGAACGUCCAUCUUGGCUGCAGCGAACCCCAUCGGCGGCCGCUACGACCGCUCCAAAUCGCUCAAGCAGAACGUCAACCUGACGGCGCCGAUCAUGUCCCGCUUUGACCUCUUCUUUAUCCUGGUGGACGACUGCAACGAGGUGACUGAUUAUGCCAUCGCCAGGCGCAUAGUGGACCUUCACUCCAGGAUCGAGAACUCCAUCGAUCGUCUCUACACUCUGGACGAGAUCCGGAGAUACCUGCUGUUCGCCCGCCAGUUUAAACCGAAGAUCUCUAAAGAGUCGGAGGAUUUCAUCGUGGAGCAGUACAAGCGCCUGAGACAGCGAGACGGCUCCGGCAUCACCAAAUCAGCCUGGAGGAUCACCGUGCGCCAGCUGGAGAGCAUGAUCCGGCUGUCCGAGAGCAUGGCCCGCAUGCACUGCUGCGACGAGGUGCAGCCCAAACACGUCAAAGAGGCCUUCAGGCUGCUCAACAAGUCCAUCAUUCGGGUCGAGACGCCCGACGUCAACCUGGACCAAGAGGAAGAGGAGGCCAUGGAGGAGGAAGAGGAGGAGAACCGGGAGAACGGGCAUGACGCGCCCAACGGUCACGUGGACGGUCCCGUGAACGGACAUGUGAACGGUCACGAGCACACCAACGGGGUCGAGGGUGAAAACCACAGCGGCAAACCGUCUCUGCGUCUGUCCUUCUCCGAGUACAGGCGCAUCUCCAACCUCAUAGUGCUGCACCUGCGCCGUGCUGAGGAAGAUGAGGAGGAGGAAGCGCUGAAGAAGAGCGCAGUGGUGAACUGGUACCUGAAAGAGAUCGAGUCUGAGAUCGACUCAGAGAUGGAGCUCAUCAACAAAAAGGCCAUGAUCGAGAAAGUCAUCCACAGACUUGUGCAUUAUGAUUACAUCCUAAUCGAGCUGUCGCAGUCGGGCCUGAAGGGCUCCGCCGAGUCCAGCGCAGCCGAAACACAGGAUGACGACGUCACACUGGUCGUGAAUCCGAACUACACACUGGAGGAUUAAACUUUUCAACAUGUGUAAUGUUUAAAAAAUGCGUCCUGAUUGACUUGGGGACACGUCGUAGUGGACGAAGGCUUGGAUCGGGAUACGGCUCGGGUGAUUUUCCUGAAGUUCGGUUAUUGGGACACUUUCAGCACCGUGUGUGUGUGUGUGUGUGUGUGUGUAGACCUUCAGGCAAACGGCCGCGUGAAAAGAAGCCGCUGUGAAAAAAAAAAACACUUGUAAAUAUGUUUCUGGAUUUCUGUUUUAAAGAAGAAUGUUGCUAGUGAUGUUGUUGCUUUUUUAUUAAGCCUGUUAUGCUUUUAUCAUGAAGUAAGAACUCUGUAUUGAAAACAUUUCAUCUGCAUUUUGUUCAAAAUAUAACAAUAAUAAUAAUAAUAAUAAUAAUAAUAAUAAACAAAAACUCAAUUUUUUCUGCAA